AUGGGGGCGCCGCCUCUAUCCAACCCACAUCCAGAUACUGAGGUGAAAAUGCCAAGUGUUUUACCGGCAAUGCAUGUUUUGAAAAACACCACCGCCUACAUACCACUCCCCUUCCAUAACACCUAUCGACGAGUCCGGAUGAAUUAUCAAAAUAUAAAAUACGAACAUAUUUAUAAGACGUGUUCUGGAAAUACGACAAAUGAUUGUGGAUUUUGGAUGAAUGUGGAGAACAAUAAAACAGUACCAGCUGGACGUACCACAUUCGAUUUGAAGCUUGGAAAGCUAGUCGUGGAGAACGUCAGACAAUAUGAUGCAGGGAUGUAUAUGACAGGGGAUAGGAGUACUGUAAUUAUGGUUUUUGCUGAUAAUGGGGUACCGUAG
Molecule: messenger RNA, 381 nt
Organism: Caenorhabditis remanei
Lineage: Eukaryota; Metazoa; Nematoda; Chromadorea; Rhabditida; Rhabditidae
Exons: 3
Coding region: 1-381 (126 amino acids)
Source: RefSeq, a predicted model, not a curated record